GGGGAUAUGAAACUUUUAACUCACAAUAUCCUGAGUGCUGCGUGGAUGGAAAACUCAUUUCCCCAGAGAGGACCGAGGUGGAGAGAAACCUCACCAGUCACUGUGAGAAGCAGAGUGCCAACCACAAACCCGCUUAUGACCAGGGUGGUCCAGUUGAAAUCCUGCCUUUUCUCUACCUUGGUAGUGCCUAUCACGCUUCCAAGUGCGAGUUUCUUGCCAACCUGCACAUCACGGCCCUGCUCAAUGUCUCCAGGAAAAGCUCAGAGUCCUUCAAGGAGCAGUAUUGCUACAAGUGGAUCCCGGUGGAGGACAGUCAUACGGCGGACAUCAGCUCACACUUCCAGGAAGCCAUCGACUUCAUCAAUUAUGUCAGACGGACAGGGGGCAAGAUCCUGGUACACUGUGAAGCAGGGAUUUCACGGUCUCCCACAAUCUGCAUGGCAUAUCUCAUGAAGACUAAGAAGCUCCACCUGGAGGAGGCUUUUGAUUACAUCAAGCAGCGCCGAAGCCUGAUCUCACCAAACUUUGGUUUCAUGGGCCAGUUGCUACAAUACGAGUCGGAGAUCUUGUCUUCCACUCCCAGCCCCCCUGUCGCCUCGUGCAAAAGAGAAGCUGCAUCUUUCUUUGCAGAUGAACUGACGUUAGGGAAAAACUUUGAAGGCUCGUGUUUUGCCUUUCCUACCUCAGUGUUGAGUUCUGUGCCCAUCCACUCUCCCGUCCACCAGCUGAAACUCAGUCCGAUGACAGCGGAAGCAAAUCUGACAGGUGAGAAGCUGUCAUUGGAGAUGAGCUUUGGAUAUCUUCUCUGUGCCAGGGGGACGUGGCAGCAGCCCUGCCUGCACUCUGGGAAACCUUAA
Messenger RNA from Tauraco erythrolophus (red-crested turaco), 857 nucleotides. The record is from RefSeq and is a predicted model, not a curated record. Lineage: Eukaryota; Metazoa; Chordata; Aves; Musophagiformes; Musophagidae.